CACAACUUCUCCUCCACCCACCGCCAUAACCCCUAACAGUUACCAAAAACUCCUCCAAUAAUCUUCAAUGGCGCGCACGAAGCAGACUGCUCGCAAAUCCACCGGCGGCAAGGCUCCGCGCAAGCAGCUGGCCACUAAAGCCGCCAGGAAGUCCGCCCCGGCCACCGGCGGAGUGAAGAAGCCCCACCGCUUCCGCCCUGGGACGGUCGCUCUCCGCGAGAUCCGCAAGUACCAAAAGUCGACGGAGCUUCUGAUCCGCAAGCUCCCCUUCCAGCGCCUGGUUCGUGAGAUCGCUCAGGAUUUCAAAACCGAUCUCCGUUUCCAGAGCUCCGCCGUAGCGGCGCUACAGGAGGCGGCGGAGGCGUACCUGGUAGGGUUGUUCGAGGACACAAAUCUCUGCGCUAUCCACGCUAAGAGGGUUACUAUUAUGCCUAAGGACAUCCAACUCGCUCGGAGAAUCAGGGGCGAGCGGGCCUAGGCUGAGUCCGCCCCGCCCGGAUUGCUAUUCGGGUCGGGUUAGAAUUAGGCAUUGGAAUGUGCUUGACCUGUGUGAUAUUUUGCCCGAGUUUAGGGAAAUCCAUGCCUUUUUGAGGUUCUUUGAAUUUGCAAUUACAGAGACUGUUUUUGUUAUACAUUGGAGCAGUAUUAGAUAGGAGUUUUUUAAGCAGUGACAAGUUUGAGUAAUUUUCGUAAGUUAAUUCUUUAUUUAGUUUUUA
Andrographis paniculata is the source of this 716-nucleotide messenger RNA. RefSeq names its product histone H3.2. The record is from RefSeq and is a predicted model, not a curated record. Gene Ontology annotation, molecular function: protein heterodimerization activity; structural constituent of chromatin; DNA binding. The transcript has a single exon. Gene Ontology annotation, cellular component: nucleosome. The coding region runs from base 68 to 478 and encodes 136 amino acids. NCBI's taxonomy places the organism in Eukaryota, Viridiplantae, Streptophyta, Magnoliopsida, Lamiales, Acanthaceae.